AUGACGUCGAGAUUGGACCGGCUCCUCCUCCUCCUCGACACCGGCUCCUCUGCCUCUGUCCGCACCACCGCCGCCAAACAAUUGGCACAGCUCGCUGCAAAGAGCGUCAUCACCGACGUUUCCCUCGCCGAAGACGAUGUCAAGACUACCCGCCACCAUGUUCCCGUCGGCGACCCCGCCGGCUGGGCUGAGCUUAUGGCUGUCAUGGCUCGAAUCCUCCCAUACCUCCACUCACGCUCCCACGAAACCCGCUCGGCCGCCGCCACCGCACUCUCACACAUCUUCACACUAGUCCCUUUGUGGAUACCCUAUGCUGACGCACAAACUAACCCUUACGGCGCGUCGACCACUCAACCCGCUCCCGAAUUCCCCCCUUUCUCCGUCCGCGAGCUUAUGGAAAAGGGCACGUUGCUUCUCGCCUCCUCCGGCAAGGAGUUCACCAAACCUACCGGCAUCCUCGCCAACUCGACCGAGGUCAAGAAGGCGCGCAAGGAGGCCAUGGGCCGCCUGGGCCUAGACUUCCUCGACAGCUUCGGCGGCGCUGACGAUAUGGACAUCGACAAGGAGCUCGCCGCUGACGAGCCCGACGCCGACGUCGAGAUGGCGCAGCCGCAGCCGCAGCUGGUGCCGGCCCCAAUGUCUAUCAAGACCGAAGUCAGGGUUGAGGUCAAAGCCGAGGACAACCCGCCUCUGAGCUCACCCAUAGAGGAGCUUGUCGAUAUCAAGGUCAAAACGGACCCGAGUCUUCUCGACAGGUCGAAGUCCUCAACCCCGGUCGCUGCGCCUUCUCCUGCGACAACCACCGCCCCCGAGGAUACCUCCGCCCUUUCCGCGCGCGAACGCAAUAGGCUAAAACGCAAACGCAAGCCGGGCAACGCCGCCGUCGUCGGCGCACCUCCACCCACACAAGGUUCUGGAGCCAAGUUUCAGGCUGCGGCUGCGGGUCCCACGAAAGCGCGCCUGGUCUCGACAGACGAGACUUCUUCUGCCAAACAGCGCGGAAGCAGCCCAAAGUCGCCCACAGAAGGCUCUGCACAGGACCGUGUCGCCAUUGAUCCCACAAAGGGAGGUGCCAUCGCCCCUAAACUUGAGAGCAAGUCGAAGGCGCUUGAAGUUGAGCCCGGGACUUGGAUCUGGGAUGGCCUCGUGAAGCUGCUUGAGGUCGACCUUUUCAGCGCCGCCUGGGAAGUCCGCCAUGGCGCCGCGAUGGCUCUCAGAGAGGUGCUCAAGCUUCAGGGAAAGUUUGGUGGCAUGAAAGCCGAUUCCUCAUGGGAUGAGAACCUCCUUGCCCACGAGAAGUGGUGCAACGACCUCGCUGUCAAAUUUUUGUGCAUUUUCGUGCUUGACCGCUUCGGAGACUUCGUGUCUGACCAAGUCAUCGCCCCCGUUCGCGAAACUGUCUCGCAAACGAUGGCCUCCCUCCUCCUUCACAUGCCUCGAAGAUCCGUACUUCGUGUGCAUAAUCCUACCAACGGCAAGCUGACCAUCAAACAUGGCGACCGCAGUCACGUAUGGGAGUACGAGGUCGCCGUCCGCAGUGACCUUGUGAGCCUAGACGUACCCGAAGGAGAUUCCGCGAUGGAUGUCGAUGACGGCAAAGAGGUGUUGCGGGGUGUCGUCGAUGCCGCCGUUCUAGGCCUCGGGGAUCGCGACGACGACGUGCGUUCGGUAGCCGCGUCAUGCUACUGCCGGUCGCGUCAAGAACUCAGCCGAGUGUUGGCCGGUAUGAAAGACGACCUGAGCUCUAGUGUUGGUGCUGUCAUGGACCUUCUGGGUCAAUUGGUAGCAUAUAGCGAAGUCAUCGAGAUCAUUGCCGACGAGGCACGGUCAACCUUCGUUGAAGAACGCUGCGACAUCCGCGAGGCGACAUUGACGACAUGGAAACACGUCCUCGAUACGAUGAGCGUGCAAUCCGGUUGGAUGGAGGAGUCGGUCACGCAACCAGUGCUACUCGAGUGGUACGCGGUCCUGAUGACCCCCCUGGGCUUGCCUCUCGACUCGUCGACUUUCUAUGAUGCGAACGUUGAUGCGAAGAACGGCGGCCCAUCGGAACGACACAAUGUCGACAAGAAUAUGCUCACGCAAGAUCUCUCUCUGGUCCCAAUCGAAGUGGUGAUUCAAGCCAGGCUCGCGGCCUCCUCCGCCCUGGCGUACAUCAUAGCCUAUUGGCCAUCCAGCGACAAGUCGCCCCCCAUAGACGACACCUUCCGGCCCAUCCUCGUGCACUACGUCGACUCCACCAGCAUGCUCCAAAAGUUCCUCGCCGCGAUCAUAUCCGAAUACUGGGCGCGCACCUACGACGCCCGCGCCGGGCCCGACGCGCCCCUCCUCAUCGACGCCUCCCCGCUCGCGGCCGACCUCGCGCAGAAGACGCUCGCGUGGCUGCAGGCGGACCCGCCCGCGGCGUACCACGAGCAGGCGUUCGCGCUCGCGCGCAUCCACGGCGAGUGCUACAACCUCCUCCAGAGCUUCGCGUACGACUGCAAGCUGCCGCAGACCGCGAUCCCGCAGCUCGGGACGGAGAUCGACGUGACGGGCACGCGCGACGGCUGCUUCACGAUCGACACCGCGCAGCAGGCCGUCGGGCGCAUGUUCGACCGGCUCAAGGAGAGCCUCGGGCGCACGAAGAAGCGCGAGGUCGCGAUCAUCAAGGACAAGCGGCUCAAGGUCGUGUCGAGCAUCGAGCGCUAUAUCGAGGUCAAGGGGCAGUACGACGUGCGCGUCGCGGCGGCGUUCGCGGCGGCGUUCGUCGCGUUCCGCGGGACGCCGGACAAGGUCAGCCCGAUCGUCAAGGGCAUCAUGAACAGCAUCAAGAACGAGGAGAAUCUCUCGCUGCAGACGCAUUCGGCCUCCGCCGUCGCUGCGUUCGUUGAGUUCUGCGUCCGGCGCGAUCUUUCACAGCCGCCAGACAAGAUCGUCAAGAACUUGUGCACGUUCCUCUGUCAAGACGUUGAGCAGACUCCGACGUUCCUCUACCACCGUAAGGUGCUCUCCGGGGUCCUCUCUUUCUCCAAGUCUCCGGCGGCGGCAGCGGCAGAAGCAAGCAAUGGCAAGGAUGCCAAGAGCGCAGAGGACCCGGCGAAGGCCCGUUUGUCGCGGAGAGGCGCCAGGCUCGCGUUCGAGAAGCUGUCCGAGAAGUUCGGCCCUAAGCUGCUCGAAGCGGUCCCGAAGAUGUGGCAAUCUAUGGCCGGUGGGCUUCUGAGUGCAUGCUCCACAGACUCUGUGUCCAAGAUGGACGAGCAGAUCGAGAAGCGCCACGGACAGGACGUCAUCGACUCGCUCAGCGUGUUCGAGGCCGUUGUGCCCACCUUCCAUGCCGACCUCUCGCACAACUUCACCGAGCUCUUCCCGCAUGUCGUCCUCGCCCUCCGGAGCCGCUUCGCGAUCGUCCGCCAGUCGGCUGCGCGCUGCUUUGCGACGAUCUGCGACGUGCUCACGUGCGACGCGAUGCGUUACGUGAUCGAGAAGGUUGUGCCCUUCCUUGGCGACACUGAGGAGCUGUCCAACCGUCAGGGCGCCAUUGAGCUCAUCUAUCACAUCGUGCAGAAGCUGGACAUCAAGGCGCUUCCCUACGUCAUCUUCAUGGUCGUCCCUGUCCUGGGACGCAUGAGUGACCCAGACGAUGACGUCCGUUCAACGGCGACGAACACCUUCGCGUCGCUGGUGAAGAUGGUACCGCUUGAGGCCGGCCUCCCCGAUCCUCCGAAUUUCCCUGAGGACCUGCUCAAGCGCAGGGAGCAAGAGCGUCAAUUCCUCAUGCAACUUCUCGACGGCAGCAAGGUGGAGCAGUACAAGAUCCCGGUCACGAUCCAAGCCGAGCUGCGCAAGUAUCAGCAGGAGGGCGUCAACUGGCUCGCCUUCCUCGCCAAGUACCAGCUGCACGGCAUUCUCUGUGACGAUAUGGGUCUCGGGAAGACACUUCAGUCCAUUUGCAUUCUAGCCAGCAAGCACCACGAGCGCGCGCAGAAGUACAAGCAGUCCAAGUCCCCCGACUCCAAGCACCUUCCGUCGCUCAUCGUCUGCCCGCCAACGCUGACUGGCCAUUGGUACUACGAGAUCCUCAAAUACACCGAGAACCUCCGUCCGGUGCUGUACACCGGAAACUCGCGCGAGCGGUACAAGCUCCUGCCGAAGCUCAAGACCUACGACGUCGUCAUCACCUCGUACGAGGUGGUCCGGAACGACAUCUCAAGCCUGCAGGACAUUCACUGGCACUACUGCAUCCUCGAUGAGGGUCACAUCAUCAAGAACGCCAAGACGAAGCUGACGAAGGCCGUCAAGCAGGUCAAGGCCGUUCACCGCCUCAUCCUGUCGGGCACCCCGAUUCAGAACAACGUCCUGGAGCUGUGGAGUCUGUUCGACUUCCUCAUGCCUGGGUUCCUUGGCACGGAGUCGUCGUUCAACGAGAGGUUCAGCAAGCCGAUUCUUUCUAACAGGGACGGCAAGGCGAAGACCGGUGAAGCUGCUGCGUUGGCUCUCGAGGCCCUCCACAAGCAGGUCCUACCCUUCCUGCUCCGUCGCCUCAAAGAAGACGUGCUACAUGACCUGCCUCCGAAGAUCAUCCAGGACUAUUACUGCGAGCUCUCAGACCUCCAGAAGUUCCUCUACGACGACUUCUCGAAGUCUCGCGCCAAGAUGGAGGCGGAGGACGUCGUGCGCUCCACGAAGGAGAAGGACGGUGAGCAGCAGCACGUCUUCCAGUCGCUCCAGUACCUGCGCAAGCUCUGCAAUCAUCCGGCGCUCGUGCUCAAAACCGACAAGGAGGCGAUCAAGGACGCGCUCGCCAAGGCGAGCACGGGCUCCUCUGCAGGCGCCCUCAGCGAUAUUCAUCAUGCGCCCAAGCUGCAAGCGCUUCGGCAACUGCUCAUCGACUGCGGGAUCGGGCUCGCCCCGGGCGCGACGGGGGACACGUCCAAGUCGGAGCUCGUCGACGACGAGGGCACGGGCUCGGGCGCGUUCUCGCAGCACCGCGUGCUCAUCUUCUGCCAGAUGAAGCAGAUGCUGGACAUCAUCGAGACCGACCUCUUCAAGCAGCACAUGCCCUCGGUGACGUACAUGCGCCUCGACGGCACGACGGACGCGAACAAGCGGCACGCCGUCGUCCAGACGUUCAACGCGGACCCGUCGAUCGACUGCCUCCUGCUCACGACGCACGUCGGCGGGCUCGGGCUCACGCUCACCGGCGCGGACACCGUCAUCUUCGUCGAGCACGACUGGAACCCGAUGAAGGACCUGCAGGCGAUGGACCGCGCGCACCGCAUCGGGCAGAAGAAGGUCGUCAACGUCUACCGGCUCAUCACCAAGGGCACCCUCGAGGAGAAGAUCAUGGGCUUGCAGCGCUUCAAGCUCAACAUCGCCAACUCGGUCCUCGUGCUCGACCUGUUCAAGCGCACGUCCGAGCAGGAGGACGCGGCCGCGGCCGCGAAGAAGAAGGACAAGGACGCCGGCGGCGCGAGCCUCGGCCACAAGAACGUCCUCCGCGGGCUCGAGGACCUCCCGCCCGAGGAGGAGUACCAGGAGCUCGACCUGAAGAGCUUCAUGGGUCCAUCGGCCGCUGAACGAUACCCGGAGAACGGGGGGCGCGAAGUAGUAGCAGCCCCCCGCCGACCCCGGCAACAUCGUGAACCGUAUCUUUAUCGUCUCGUCGCAUCGCUCUCGGACCUCGCCAUCUCAUGA
This is a messenger RNA of Epithele typhae, 5676 nucleotides long. RefSeq names its product SNF2 chromatin remodeling protein. The transcript is spliced from 23 exons. Gene Ontology annotation, molecular function: ATP binding; ATP hydrolysis activity; ATP-dependent chromatin remodeler activity. NCBI's taxonomy places the organism in Eukaryota, Fungi, Basidiomycota, Agaricomycetes, Polyporales, Epitheliaceae. The record is from RefSeq and is a predicted model, not a curated record. The coding region runs from base 1 to 5676 and encodes 1891 amino acids.